Messenger RNA from Pocillopora damicornis (cauliflower coral), 10457 nucleotides. RefSeq lists its product as uncharacterized. Lineage: Eukaryota; Metazoa; Cnidaria; Anthozoa; Scleractinia; Pocilloporidae. The record is from RefSeq and is a predicted model, not a curated record.
UCAGUUCUUCGACGGGAAUACGCACACAAUCUUAAUUUCGCAACCUCGUCAGGGCGGGUUCACUUAAAGUGAGAGCUUGCGCUCGUGAACUUUCGCCCCUGGUAAACAAAGAAAAAAUGGAGAAUCGAACUGUCACGAGUGAGACAAGACGGACGAUGUCUACGGUAGAAACGUACAGCUCUGUGUCGUCUUCCUAUAGCGCGAACAGCGAAAGUUUAGCAGUUAUUGGUGAAGAUGUCACCAUGAAACAGCUAGCAACCGCCAGAGAAACCUUUAGCGACUUGGAAACGGCCUAUCGGAAGUUCAAACUAGAGUUAGAGAACGUAAAGGAAGAGCACCGAAAUGAGGUGGAUAAGUUACGUUCGCAAAUCGAAAAUCUUCAAAAGCAGAAAGCUCAUUUACAAGAGCAGCUGAAAGAUUCACGCGUGGAUGCGAAAAAGCAUCAGGACGAGUUAAUCCGAGUGCAGCGAAAACUAACCGAGAAAGAGUGGGAAUAUGACGCCUUGAAGAAAGACUUCGACACACAGAAAGAACUGAUCCGCAAACUUAGAGAGGAGAAAACAGCCCUUGAAAAAGAAAAUGAUGAGCUUAGGCGCGAGCUCUCCUCCAGUCAGGCGCUCGUACCAUCUCCUGGCGGAAGAAAGGAAGACAGCGAAGAACUCGUGGCUGUCCGACAGGAGAUUACAGAGUGGGAGACAAGCUACAAGUUUGUUCAUAAGGAAAAGGAAGAUUUACAGGAGGAAAUGUUAGCUCUUCAGAGUAAGCUGAAUGACAUUCAAGCGGAUUAUGACAAAAACCAGAGGGAACUGCAGAAGGAAGCAAAAAUCAACUCCAUGAAGGCGUCGAAACUGGAAGCGCAGAUGCAAAAUUCUGUCAGACAGAAAGAUAAUUUUAAGAACCAAUUAGAGAAUUUGCGAGAGGACUACAAGAAAGGAAAAGAAGCAUACAAACUCCUUCAGCGAGAUUUCCUGGAGAGUCAAAAGAAGGCCGACAUGUAUCGUGAGGAGCUAAACGCCAAGAAUAACCAGCUGCAAAAAUUGGAUAAUUCCAAUAAGGCCCUGCAGGGAAAGCUUGAAGCACUAAAGCAAGAUUUCACGAAGAAUCAACUCUCCUCUGACAUCUAUGACAGACAGAAAGAGGUGCUUGAGCGAGAUCUGCAGGAAGCCGAGUGGAAAAUAAACGAUUUGGUCGAAGCUAACGAAGGGUUGUCAGCACAGCGAGACGAGAUGGAGAAAGAGCUGGCUUUGGUCAAGGCACGCAUCCCUACUUUGGAGAACAACUGUGAAAAGGCCAAUGAAAAAGCCAGUGAAAACGAACAACACGUCAAUCGUCUUCGUCUUCGCAUUGGUGACUUGGAAACUAAUUUGUUUUCACUUCAAACCAAGAAUAACCAGCUAGAGGCAAACUAUCAAGAGUCGAUGGUAGAGACACAAGAACUUCAGAAUAGGUGUGAGCGUGCGAAUGAGAGAGUAGCAGACUUAGAAUCUCAAGUGGAUCUGCUAGGUCAGGAGAACGAAGACUUGAAGAGUCAGUUGGGGCACUCUGAGCGCAGAAUUUCCGAGUUAAAAGCAUCAUUGCAGAGGAACGAGCAAGAGAACGAAGAACUUGAGGUAUCUACCGCGGGAAUGAAGACACACCUGUCGAAACUUGGAAGUCAGUUGGACACAAUAAGCAAGAGCAAAGUGCAGUUGAAGUCCGAGCUUGACGAAGAAAAGAGCAAAAUUGCCAAGCUCCGGAAAGAUCUGGUCACAGCCCAAGCAAGUGCCGCUGAGUAUCAACGCACUUCAGAAUGGUUCAAGCGAGACGCAGCUUCUAAAGACCGUACAAUUGAUGAUCUCAGAGCUAACAUAGCAGCCAUGGAAGGAAAGAGCGAGCCACUAUACGAGGAAAUUAAUAAGCUCCAAACGCGUAUGGAAAUCUUAGAAGACGAGAAAAAAAGUCUGCAUGGAGAAAAUCUUCAGAUUCAGAAAGCCCUUCGUGAGGUCGAAGCAGAUUUGGCUCUCGCCAACGAAGAUAAAGAUCGCUUGAACGAUGAACUUCAGGAAUAUUACAAAAAGUCGUCUGAGCUUCAAGCGUCUUACAAGAUCUGCGAUCAGGAAAGAAUGGACAACCAUCAGCAAGUACUGAUGCUCACCAAGAAAGUCGAACGCUUGGAAGCUGAUCUGGCAGAGGCCCUUAAAGCGAACAAAUGGCUGGAGGCUGAGCUUGAAAACUACACCGGAAACGAUCGUAAGAAUGUUGAGGAGGUAGAUAUUGUGAAGACGCAAUUAGUAGAGGUGCAAAGCAUCAUGGAUGACUACCGACGUGAAGGAGCCGAUAAAGAAUCUACCAUUGAGCAAUUACGUGAGCAAAAUCUCUUUCUGACGAAAGACUAUGAUGAUCUUAAAGGCGAACUUAAUUACAACAAGUCUCUCGUGGAUGAAAUUGAAAGUGACAAGAGAAGACUUCAGGAACAAGUCGCCGCGCUUAGCGAGGAGCUCUCAAGGGUGACGUCCUUGUACGAGUCCACUAAAAGGAAAAGCGACCAACUGGAAGUCGACCAUAGCAUUGUGGUAAAGAAGAUAAAUACUCUGGAAACAACGUACAAGAAAGAUGUUGACAAGAAUGCAAGGCGUGAACUGGAGAUUGAGCGCAACAGAAACGGAGAGUUAGAGAGAGAGUUGUACGCAUAUCGCAAGAAAAUUGCAGAAGCAGAGGCAGAAUUACAAGCGUCAAAUAAAGACAAAGAAGAACUUGAAGAGGAACUAGAUGAGGUAGAAGGAAGGAUAUCGGUACAGAACCAAGACAUCGAAAGAUUGACUCAGGAGAACGCUGACAUGACUCACAGAGUGACAUCUUUUGAUCAGAAGUUGAAAGAGAUGAACAACGAAGUAGACACUGCUUUGAGGCUUAAAGAUAAGGCUGAAGAAGAUCUAUUCAGUUCAAGGAGUCGCGCAAAUAAGCUAGAGUCCCAGGCUGAAAUUCUACAACGGCAGAAGUUGCAAUUAAAAGAUCAGCUGGACGAUGUGAACAACAAAUUACUUCAGUCCCAAGAACAAAUAAUGAUUCUUGAAAGUCAGGUGCUAGAGAACAGGAAGAUUAACGAGACUAUGAACAGGGUGGUCGGAAAGAAGGACAAAGGUAUUGAAGAACUGAACAACGAGCUUAGACAACUUGAGAGGGAUUUUGAUACCACUAAACAAGAUCUGAUUACUGCCAGAGUCACAUGUGAAGGAUUAGAUGCUGAGAAGAAAGACUUGGAACGAAGACUGGGCCUAGCUCAAGACCGUAUCAAUAAUUUAGAGAAGGAUGUGAAUACCUAUCGAGAUGGGCGCGGCACUUUGGAGCAAGAGAUAAGCACCUAUACGUUCAAGAUCACUUCAAUUGAGACGCAGCUGAUCAACACCACUAAAGAUAGGGACCAUUUCAAGAACGAGUACGAAAAGCAGCUUGCAAGCAACAGAAAGGUGAAAGAGGAUAUGCUAAGCAUGCAAAACCAGGUCCGCGAAAAAGAAAGAAUGAUAGAGGGCUUCAGAAAGGAUCUUCGCGACAAAGAAAACACUCUUGAGAGAUUGAAGUCAUCAAAGGCAGGACUAGAAAACGAGUUGCUACAAGUCAAGAAAGACCUUGAGACCUACAAAUGGAAGAACGAAAAUCUGGAAGACAAUGUGGUGAAUCUAACAGAACAGAUCCAAAACUCAAACAUCGAAAUUUCUAAAAUGGAGGUCACCCUAUCAGCUUUAGAGCGAGAAAAGGAAGACAGAGACAAGAGUGUAGUACCAAGUGAGGAUAAUUAUCACGAGCUAGAAGCCAUGUUAACGCAAAGUCAAGAUCGAGAGAACUCUUUAAAGCAAGAGCUGCAGUUGCAGAAAGCAAAAGUGAACAAGGCAGAAGGAGAAUUCAAGCGAGUUCAACAGCAAGGCAUCGAGCUUCAACACGAGAUCAACAUAUUGAACAGAAAAAUACACGAUGCAGAUGAGGGCAGAAACCGGGCAGACCGCGAGAAGAGAGCCUUGAAAGAAGAACUCAUGGCCACCAGUGGAAAAUUGUCUGACUUGGAGGUGAAGUUUGAACAUGAAUAUCGAGAGAAACUCUCCCUACAAGGACAACUGGAGGACGCUAUUAACAGGUCAGCAGUCAACCGCGAAGAGGUUCUUAAAGUUGAACAACAGCUCAUCGAGCAAAAGCUUGCCGUUGAUCUUCUAAACAAGGAUAUCGCCCAGAACGAGGACCACAUAGAUCAACUGAAAGCAAGUAAAAAGUAUUUAGAGGAGCAGGUGCAAUCACUCAAAGCAAGUUUAAACAUCAGCCGUGAGGAUUGUCAAAGGCUAAAGCAAGAACAAGAACGUCUGCAAAAAGAAAUUUUAAGACUGCAAGAUGGCGUUCAAGAAGCAGAAGGACGCACGCAGAAAACAGCUUACGAGCGAGAUCGUGUUCAAGAGGAAACGCGCACAUCAGUUGUCAAAAUUUCAAAUCUUGAGCAACAGUUGGCUGAUUCUAACAGAGAAAAAGAUUCCCUCAAGGAUAAGUUAGAGGACUGGAAAGAAUCCUCCGCUCGAUACCGUGAUGAAACUGUUACCUUGGAAAGUGAGAUUUCCUCUCUGAAGGCCACUAUCGACACUCUCACUGCAGAUAUAGAAAGCAAGAACAGGCAGCUUGAGGAUUUGAAGCAAAGGAAAACAAUCAUAGAAGAAGAACUCGAAGACACGAAGAGAACCCUCCGACGGAAAGAUACUGAUCAUGAUAACUUGAUGUCAAAAAGGAAGGAAGUGGAGGAAUCUUACAACAUUGCUGUGCAGAGGAUCGAGACGUUGGAAAGCAACCCGUUCGGUUCUGACGAGGAACGUAGGUUUCUCGAAGAGGAAUUGGCAGUUACAAAGAGAAAGCUAACAGAAACAGAGGUGGCCUUGAGAGGAAGUGCUGACCGAGAGAAGGACUUUCAUGAGAAAUUUAUAGCUGUUCACUCGCAAUUGUCAAGACUGGAGUCGAGCAGGGAAACCUUACAAGAAAAGAAAACCGAGCUAGAGCACGAUUUGUACGCUACUCAAAAAGAGUUGGCGCCUUUGAAGGAGGGAUACGAGACUGCGAUGAACGAAGUAGACGCCCUGAAUCACCAUCUGAACGAAGCAAACACCAGGAUCACCCAACUGGAACUGCUCUUGGAUAAGGAACAAAAAGCUAGGUCUAAAAUGGAACUCGAGAAAGAGGGAGAAAUCGCUAAGUUAAGUAAAAACGAUGAAGAACUUUUGCGAGUGCAGCGGAAAUUAGUAGAGUACCAGACCUUAUGGGAUCAGCACACGAAGGAAGUCGGCGGCAAAGACGCUCUCAUUCAAGAAUUGAGAAGUGAGAAAAAGACCUUAGAGAGGAAUUUACAAGUUGGGAGGGACGAACUGGCGAGCAUGCAUGGCUCUAUCAGCGAUGCUUUGAGAAAGAAGGACGUAAGUGACGGUGAUGCGUUUGCAAUGAAAAAGCAGAUAGCAAACUACGAACUGCGUCUCAAAUCUACCUUACUGGAAAAUGAAGAAAUGCACAACGACCUUAUUGGUUACAGCAAUAAAAUAGCCGAAUUGGAGGAAGAAAUACAGAGAGUACUGAAAGAAAAUGCCAACAUGAAAGCAGAGCUACAUGAUGCCCGAGAUAAUGCGGCCAGAAGGAAAGAAGAUUACGAUGUACUAUCAAGGAAGAACACAGAGUAUAAAAACACACUGGAGGCUCUGCGAAAAGAAGUGAGCGAUAAGAAUGGGCAAGUUGAGGUCCUGAAGUCAGUUAACAGUUCCCUAGAGGGUGAAAUUAAUUCACUGAAAGCAAAGAUUGGCCAUUUCAACGAUGAAUUUGACAAAGGAUAUCAGGAAGUCACAGAGCUAAACGUCACAAUUCGAGAAAAAGAAUCCACAAUCGGCAGCCUGGAAAACACCAUAAGAUCACUCCGCCGUGACAACGAUAAGUUAUCACAGGAGAUCGCGGCAUGUAGAGCGUCAACAACUGAGUAUAAAAAUUAUUAUCAAGGGGCAAAGAAAGAUCUGGAGAAGUUACAGACUGACCUGCUCUCUUCAAACAACAGAGUCACUCACCUAGAAACGCGCAACGAGGCCCUGGAGGACGAAAGAAAUGAUCUGAAGAAUGAAAUCGCCUUCUUGAAGAAACUCAAUGCUGAGUUAAAAGGCAAAGUCGAAGCAUUAGAUCGUGACAAGAAGAAACUGCAGAACGAGUUUAACGUUAUUCAAAGGAAAUACCAAGAAAUCCACAGCAGCUUCAUUAGCAUCGAGAGCGAGAAGGCAAGAAUCAAAGGGGACGCUGCCCUGCAAAAGAAAGUUGUCGAUCUCCAGUCGCAACUGCAGCAGAUUACUCAAGAAAAAGAAGACACAGAGAACGAAUUGGACUUGAUCAGGAAGAGGCUAUCAAAGAUGGAACAGGAUUUUGGUGAUUGCAAUCGCGCAAAAGAGUCGUUGGAGUACGAGGUUAGCUGGCGAACCAAUCGCAUAAAAGAACUAGAAGAUGUCAUACACGCCAUGGAAGAGAAAGACCAGUUUGGAAAAGACGAGAUUUUGUCCUGGCAUAAAAAGGUUACCUCCCUAGAACAAGAGCUACAAGCGGCUAAGAACAAAAUCGCUCGCCUUGAAACAUUCAACAAAGCAUAUGAUGAAAAGAUUCGCGAUCUGAACAUCGAUCUCGUCGAAGGACAGGAGGCACUAGCAAAAACUGAGGCAACCUUGGCUAACGCCCAAGAAGCUCUUGAUGACAAACAACGAGAACUGAUGGAUAGCUACAAGAAGGUUUCAGAACUGCAGACCGCUCUAGAUGCAGCUGUUCAAAGCAAAAAUGAUGCUCAGAGAGACCUCCAAGAUGCCAAAGCUAGGAUACAUACAUUGGAGGAAGAACUUCAAGAGGAGCUCAAACGGCAGGCUCAGCUGAGAGGUACUUUAGAAGAAAUGAGAGCAAGGAAUGAGGAGUUGAGGGAUGAGAUUACAAAUCUACAGAAGAAGUUGUUGGAGCUUCAGCAAGAGGUAGAUGACCUGCAGCGUGAGUUGUCAGAGAGGGACUAUAGAAUUGACCGUCUGCGGAACGACUACGACGCUCUGCAGAGUGAUCUAAAUGCCACCAAAGCAGAUCUUUCUACUGCAAGGUCCGAUCUGGAAAGAGCCCUAAGCGAUAAAAGGGGGUUACAAUACGAAAAUCAGAAACUGCAACUGCACAAUUCGGAGCUCGACGCCUCAUACUCGCUACUCAGAGACGAAAACGAGAGGCUUAAGUCAGAGUUGCAAGCUUUGCAAGUACAGCUGUCUGAGCUUCAAUUUAGUUAUAACACUUUGCAGAGGGAUAGCGUCACUGUGGUGGAACAAAGCACUGUCGACGCUGCACCUGAGACUGACUUUGAAAUAGAAGCUUUACGAGGAGAGUGCGAACGUUUGGCUCGUGAAGUUUCGGGACUAAAUCGGAAAAUAGUGACGUGGAAAGACAAGAGUGAAGGUCUAGAACAAGAGAAACUUCGACUGGAAGAUAAAGUCUCGUCAAUGCAGAAGACCAUUAACAGCCUGGAGGCAACAAACCAAGGUUUGAUCUCGGAAAAAAUGCGGCUUCAAAAUGAUAUUGAUAAGCUUCAAAAGAAACUAAUUGAGAUAGAAGCACUGUUGGGUACAGCUGAAAAUGAAAAACGCACCUUAGGAGACGACCUGGAAGACACGCAGAGGAGGCUUCUUAAACUGGAGGCUGAUUACGAGUUGCUCAAAAAACGAACUGCACCUUCCGGUGGGUGGAGCUCAUCAUCAGAUGCUGCCUUGAGAAGGAGUAAAGAAAGAGAAAAUGAAUUGCAGAAUGAAGUCUUGGAGGCUCAUACGAAGAAUUCAAGCUUGGAGCACGAGCUUAAAUCGACCCGCGAGCGAUUGGAAAGUCUUCAAGAUGCAUACCAUAAGGCAGAGGAUAAGGCGGCACAGUUUAAAGAGGAAAUUAUUGUUUAUCAGCAACGCAUUGCAGAAUUGCAAGCUAGUUACGCAAGUAGUCGCGAAAGAAACGCACAAUCAGAUCAAGAAAUCUUAGACUUGCAGCGGAAGCUAGAGGAGCUUGGAGACAGCAAGAAAACAAGUCAUAAAGAUAGGUCAGCCAUGGAAUAUGAAAUCAACUCACAGCGUUCAACGAUUGCAAGGCUAGAAUCACAGCUUGAAGACUCAAACAAGGAGAAAGACAGCCUCAGAUUACAACUGGUAGAUUCUCGCAACAAGAACGAGGAGGCUUCCAAAGAAGUAACCAGGCAAGUUACUGAGAUUCACACCAAAAGUGAAGUGUUCAGGCGAGAAAUUAUUGAGAAGGAGACGGUAAUUGAGCAGUUCAAAACCAGGGUCAUUACUAUGGACAAAGAGUUGGACGCUCUUAGACGCGAGUUGCAGAACAAGAAAAACGAGUGUAAUACACUUCAACGGGAGAUUGACCAACUGAAGUUUGAGUUGAACCAGCAGAAGCAAACUAGGUACGUAAGCGAAGACGAGCUUCGUGGAGAGAUAGAAUCUCUCAAGUUGAGAUACGACGAAAUCGAGGGUGAGAAAGACGCUCUUCGAAGAGAAAGAAACAAUCUACAAUACGAGCUUCGGUCGGUGAAGGAUCAGCUGGAUAAUGUAGAGACAGUCUACAAAGACAGCACUGAUGGAUUACAACAGGCCAACAAUGAUCUUAUUUCAAGUCAGGUCAGGAUAUCGGAGCUAGAAACAGAACUCCAGAGAGCAGCUAAAGACAGCCAAAACCAGCAGCACCAUUUGGACAAGGCCAAUAAAGAGAUAGUAAGUAAACAGGAACAGAUCAUUCGUUUUGAGAAAGAUCUACGCACAAUGAAGACAGACCUGGAGCUAAUGAAGAAGAGCUGCGACGAAAAGGAUGACAAGAUUGGCAUGCUUGAAAAGAAAUGCGUCACGUUGGAGCUCGAGAUCGAAAGACUGAAGAAAGAUCUCUUUUUGGCUCAAGAAGAUCAACAGCGAAGUGAAAGAAGGCUGAAAGACCUACAGGCCAGAUCAGAAAUUGCUAGAGUAGAAGUCAAACCCACCUACGAAACGAGCUUUGAGGUACGAAGAAGCCGAAAACCAGUUGAUAAUGUCUCUAUUCAAGGGCGUGGCAGGAAAACUUCAACUCUUGCUAUGGACAUUGGAAAAGCCCCAAGUAGUCAGCCUGGAUCGCCGAAAUUAGAGCACGAGCCGCUGAAUCGCAAAAUGUCUGCUCCUGUGACGCAAAGCAGUCCUCGUUCUGCCUUCAUCAGACCUGAAAAGGACUUGAGUGCAACAUUUGAGGAACCAGUCAUAGAGGUGCAAGCAAAGCCUGUAGAGGACGAAGCGUCGACUCCUGAUGAAGUGUUCUCCAAAGAUGCACCUCUGAUUGUCAGAUCCUACGGGGAAAAUGAGAUAGCAAAUGGUAUGACGUCGUUUGUUCUAACACGGACCCAUUCACGAGUCAAUGAGAGCCGUACAGAGUCCCGUACCGAGUCCACGACGGACAGACGAAGUACCACGAAUCACGUGCGAAAAUUCAACGAAGAAGUCGAGGUAAACCAGAGGACGAUGACAAGUGUGACCAGUGUGUCAGAAGACUUAGCCUACGCUGAAGGAAAGAUAACCACGCCUCGUGGUUAUGGCAGCAGAGGAGGCUGGGACAGGAACUCUAAUUAUUAUCUUUAAAUUAUGCUUUUUUUAAAAAAGUGUACAUAGUGAGACGCUUUUUAUGUUAAUUUCGUGAGCCUGGGGCCCAUAUAAUUUUAGCGGGGUGAACGCAUCAGAAUUAAGAAUCUGUUAAAAUCGUAAGCCUUUUCAAGCGCGGUAAAAUCAUCGUAUUGCAAGACAUAGCCGAGAGAAAGGUAUCUUUGUCCCGCCCGAUUGGAGCAAGUUUAACGUAAACCAUUUUAUGUUGUGAGGGCUUUUGAAAUUAGUUUUUUUCGGGGAAGUUGUCAUAGGUUUUGUGGUUCUUUAGGAACAACAAAAAUUUUUUGAAAAAACAGACGUUUAUCUUGAUUUUUACUUCCAUCUGACAAAUGUCUUUUAAUCAUUAUUAGCUGAAAGAUAUAAUUUAUCUACUUUCUUCGUCAAUUUGAAAUUUUCAAUGCAAGCUUUAUUUAAUCAUUUCAUCUCCAAAGUCAUUUUGACUUCUAAAAAAUUCAUCAAAAUUUAUUUGAAAUGGCAUGAUAUUUCGUAUUUUUUCCCUAUACGUUAUGAUGUAUAAUUCGUAAGGUUUUGAUCCCACUCUUAAUAUGGGAGAUUAAUAUAUUUUGAUGCAUCUUGUUUGGUUGUUGACGCAGUGUUUACAUGGGUGUAUGGUACUUUUUACAAUUUUGCUAUUUUUAGAAACCUGGUUUUGGAAUUCAUUGUUCUUAGUAACCGGAUUUUAUAGGUAAACAUUGAUAAAAUGCAUGUAGCGGAUCUCGCCAUAGUUAAAAGCUUGAGCGUUGUUUAUAAUGUAUUUCAUAGUUUGCAGACUUAGAUGCUGAAAUAAAUAGUUGUUAUAUUUCA